UGGAAACAAGUAGGGAACGCCAUUAGGACGUCGCGGGGCUGAUGAUUGUGAUCCACUGUGAAUUGUCUGUUUAGGUGGUGCAAGGGACGAAGAGGGAUAGUGGCUUGGUAUGAAGUGAAUUUUGCAUUUUGAUGAAUUCGGUUAGCCUUGCCUGUUUGUAUGUGAGGGGAUUUGAGCUAGGCUUUUUGUGCACGGAUAUUAACAAGACCAAUGUAGUGGAAAACAAACAAGGUGCAUUUGUUUGACUAGCUAGAAACCAGAAAGGAAAUCGUCAGUCCGUCAUCAUGCCGAGUUAGUGAAAUCCAACUCCUGUGGGAGGAAACUGUGGUCCCAUCAAUACAUCGUCAUACAGAGUUAGUGAAAUCCUACUCUUGUAGGAAAAAAGAAUUUAUGAAUCCAUCAUAACAUCAUCAUCAUUACAUCGUCAUGCAGAGUUAGUGAAAUCCUACUCUUGUGGGAAAAGAAAUUAUGAACCCAUCAUUACAUCGUCGUGCAGAGUUGGUGAAAUCUUACAAGAGUAGGAAAGGAAACCAUCAAUCAAUCAUCAUGCAGAGAUACAAGAGUUGAAAUGUUUUUUGGCUGUUCAGUUCUCCAAUUAUUCACCAAGAAGGUGUGCUCAGUGCUCACUAACCUUGGAUGGAAUUGCGCCAUUUUUCUUUCUCUGAAAACGUGGGAUACCAAGGAGGAACUUGGUACCAAAGAGGCAGUAGGUGUUGGGAAAUCCUCUUUGGUGCAUCUCAUUUUAAAGGGUUCUGCUAUUGCUCGACCUGCCCAGACAGUAGGAUGUGCGGUUGGCGUUAAACAUAUUACUUAUGGAAGUGCAGGCGGUUCUUCUAAUAACAUCAUCAGCGACGUUCAAAGGAACUUCUUUGUUGAGCUUUGGGAUGUUUCAGGACAUGAACGCUACAGAACAUGCCGUUCAAUUUUCUAUACACAAAUUAAUGGUGUCAUAUUUGUUUAUGACCUCUCUCAGAGGAAGACCAAAACAAAUUUGAAUAAAUGGGCAGUUGAAGUUGCUGAAACUGGCACCUUUUCUGCUCCACUCGGAUCUGGUGGACCAGGUGGGCUUCCAGUGCCUUACCUUGUAAUUGCUAAUAAAGUGGAUCUUGUUCCGAGAGAUGGUUCUAGAGUUAGCAGUGGAAGUCUUGUUGAUUUUGCUCGUCAGUGGGUUGAGAAACAGGGCCUGCUUCCUAGUAGUGAAGAACUUCCACUCACAGAUAGCUUUCCUGGGAACUCUGGUCUCCUCUCGGCUGCCAAAGAAGCAAGAUAUGACAAAGAAGCCGUGAUCAAGUUUUUCCGCAUGUUGAUUAGGAGAAGAUUUUUCUCAAAUGAGCCUGCUGCCCCGAGUCCCUGGUCUCUCACUCCGAGAGAAGAUAGCAUCCUUCCUGUAGAGACUCUCAAAGACGAAGUUGAUAGCUUUCAAAGGAAAAGCGGCGAGGACUUCAUGUACAAGGGAGUAAACCCGCUGCCUGCACAGAGGAACCUCGCAUCGCCACCAGAUCUCAGUCCACAGCAACCGGUGUUCUCUUUAGAUAACUACAGAUAUCACAGAUACUCCUCGCCGUCGCUUCCUGAUGUGAGCAGCAGUAGAACAAGCCGAGAGGAUAUCGAUGUAUAGUACAGAUUACACAGGCCACCACAGUAGUACGUCGAACGCCGACGUGGGAGCAUAUGCUGUGCCUUGACGUUGGAUUCCAUAAUACCUUGCUUGCAGCACAGCGAAGGUACCAAAUACUAUUUGUCGUCACCCCUAAUCUUUUAUCUGAUAGCAGCGAGAUUAUUGUUUUAUUUGGUUUUCUUUAAAUAUGUAUAUUCAUUUAACAGACAUGAGAUUGAUGUGAGUAAAAUAUGUCAAAUAUAGAUUUUUUUUCCUUUGUUUUA
Molecule: messenger RNA, 1881 nt
Organism: Oryza sativa Japonica Group (Japanese rice)
Lineage: Eukaryota; Viridiplantae; Streptophyta; Magnoliopsida; Poales; Poaceae
Source: RefSeq, a predicted model, not a curated record